GUCGAUGAAGUCGAGGGUAGAGGGCUGCACUAUUUUUCCCCUUCGACUUGGACCCACAGUUUGAGAGGCUUUCCAGUACAAUGUUCUUGCUCAGGGUCACGUACUUAUAUAUUAUUACUGAUGAAGUCUGACUUAACAUUUUCCAUGUAGCAUACGUCGAAUUGUCCAAUAAGGGACUGGACUUCAUGCUUGAAGUCGACUGAUGGCGGAAAUGACGUAAUCACGGAAGCGGAAACACUCAGAGAGUGUUUGAAUGAGCGUGCGUCGCUUGUUGUUCAACUGAGUGUGGUUAAAAUUGUGUGUGUGUGUUUUUUUUUUUAAUAGCUUGGAUAAUACUGUAUAAUGUCAGGUAUACCUCCGGACACAUGGCAACCUCCCACUGUUUCACUGGAGACGACGAUGGGGACAAUUGUGUUGGAACUGUACUGGAGACAUGCACCCAAGACCUGCAAAAACUUUGCUGAACUGGCUAGAAGAGGAUACUACAAUAACACAAAGUUCCAUAGGAUAAUACAGAACUUCAUGGUGCAAGGUGGAGACCCUACAGGCACAGGUCGUGGUGGUGCCUCCAUAUUUGGGAAACAAUUUGAAGAUGAACUCCACCCAGAACUGAAAUUCACUGGUGCUGGUAUAAUAGCUAUGGCCAAUGCAGGACCAGAUUCGAAUGGAAGUCAGUUUUUCCUCACCCUCAGACCCACUCAGUGGCUGGAUGGAAAGCACAGCAUUUUUGGAAGAGUGCACCAGGGGAUGGGAGUGCUGAACCGGAUUGGGCUGGUGGAAACCAAAGGGCAAGAUCGACCUGUUGAUGAUGUAAAGAUUAUCUCAGCUUCUGUGUCCAACUAAUUUUUGUCAAUGCAUACUUUUUAAAGGCUUGCCUGUUUUCAAGUAAUUUUUUUGUAUUUGUUGAAAUAAAAUUGACAGAUGUAAACAUUU
Molecule: messenger RNA, 933 nt
Organism: Hippocampus comes (tiger tail seahorse)
Lineage: Eukaryota; Metazoa; Chordata; Actinopteri; Syngnathiformes; Syngnathidae
Gene: ppil1
Product: peptidylprolyl isomerase (cyclophilin)-like 1
Exons: 4
Coding region: 343-843 (166 amino acids)
Biological process (GO): protein folding; protein peptidyl-prolyl isomerization
Cellular component (GO): catalytic step 2 spliceosome
Molecular function (GO): peptidyl-prolyl cis-trans isomerase activity
Source: RefSeq, a predicted model, not a curated record